CGCCACACUCCACUAACCGUGGUUUAUCAAGACUUCUCAUUAUUUUGUGACACCGACUCGUCCGUCACCUGACUCAUCUGAACAAACUGUUUGGAUUCAUGACGAUCCGUUAAGUGGGAAGACGUAAACUCAUAUUGACCCCCACAAGACCAAGAUUAACAGAACCUGCAGUACUUGGUUUUCACCGGGGCAUAUAAUUGUUCCCUGGGAGGUGUUUGACUCUGACAUUUGCCUUGUGUGGCUCAGCUUUGGUCUGAUUUGUUUGUGCUUUGGCUGGGGUGAAGAACGCCGAUGGCUCUCAUGGAUAAGCAUAAAGUCAAGCGACAGAGGCUUGACCGAAUUUGUGAAGGCAUUCGCCCCCCGAUUUUGAAUGGGCCGAUGCACCCGCGCCCCCUAGUGGCACUGUUGGAUGGUCGCGACUGCACCGUGGAGAUGCCUGUCCUGAAGGACGUGGCCACGGUGGCCUUCUGUGAUGCCCAGUCCACCCAGGAGAUCCACGAGAAGGUGCUGAAUGAAGCAGUGGGCGCCCUGAUGUACCACACCAUCACUCUCUCGCGGGACGACCUCGACAAGUUCAAGGGCCUGCGGAUCAUCGUGCGAAUAGGUAGUGGCUUCGACAACGUGGACAUCAAGGCCGCGGCUGAACUAGGUAUAGCUGUGUGUAAUGUGCCUGCCACGUCAGUGGAGGAGACAGCGGACACCUCCAUGUGUCUGAUCCUGAACCUUUACCGCCGCGUCACCUGGAUGCACCAGGCUAUGAGAGAGGGCACCAGGGCUUCCAGCGUGGAGCAGAUCAGGGAGGUGGCCAGCGGAGCUGCCCGCAUCCGGGGAGAGACGCUGGGCAUCAUUGGCCUGGGGCGAGUGGGCCAGGCUGUAGCGCUGCGUGCCAAGGCCUUUGGCUUCAGUGUGAUAUUCUACGACCCCUACCUGCCAGACGGAGUGGAACGCUCUCUGGGCCUGCAGAGAAUGGCCACCCUGCAGGACCUUCUCAUCCACUCUGAUUGUGUGUCACUGCACUGCAGCCUCAAUGAGCACAACCAUCACCUCAUCAACGACUUCACCAUUAAACAGAUGCGCCAGGGGGCAUUUUUGGUGAACACGGCACGAGGGGGCCUGGUGGAUGAGAAGGCCCUGGCCCAGGCACUGAAAGAGGGAAGGAUACGGGGUGCGGCCUUGGACGUACAUGAGACAGAGCCCUUCAGCUUCUCUCAGGGCCCACUGAAGGACGCUCCCAAUCUGAUUUGCACCCCCCACACAUCCUGGUACAGUGAGCAGGCGUCCCUUGAAGCUCGGGAGGAGGCAGCUAGAGAAGUGCGCCGGGCCAUCACAGGCCGCAUCCCUGACAGUCUGAAGAACUGUGUGAACAAGGAGUAUCUGAUGGCAACACCCCAGUGGCCUGGUGUGGACCAUGGGGCCGUGCACUCAGAACAGAACGGAGCUGCAGCUUACAGGUUCCCUACUGGUCUAGUGGGAGUGACAGCAGGAGGCCUGACAGGGGCAGGUGCUGCAGUGGAGGGAAUUGUUGCAGGAAACCUGGCUAUGGCACAUGGGAUUGCCCCCAUGUCCCGACCCCCCCACACCCCAUCGCCGGGGCAACCCUCUAAAGCAGAAACAGACAGAGACAUGCCAACGGACCAGUAGCCCUCCACCCCACCCCCCCCAACUGUCCCCAAUCCCCCUCUUGUCCACAACAUUCCGUCGUCACCCUUCAUGUUCAUUCAAGCUUAUAGAUACUGGUAUUGAGGUCCAUUCUGACCUGGCUUUGGUCCCGUCCUACAGAACAGAAUCCUUCAGGAGGGACAGAAUCCUCGACUCCCUCCACACAUCCUGUUUUCUCUCAUCCAGAAUGCAAUAAGUGGAUUACUCAAGGAAUUUUUUUUCUCCCAGUUUGCUUUUAAACCCCUCUGUGUCUGACGUUCAUGUGGCUCAGUGGUUUUGUAAAUUAGUCCUUUGUGGAGACCUUUUCCAAUAUUUUUCCUGUGUUUUUGGCUUUUGUUAUCUCUUUUGCUGUUUGACAUGCUAUAAAGUGAGGCAUAAGUCUGGAACGGUAUUGAAGAUUUUCCCCCCCCCACUACUAUUUGUUCACAAACCUUACAAAGGAUUUUCUAAUGUCGGACUCUACAUUUAGUCAUCACAAUAAAAGUGUGGCUGUGGUUUUUUUAAAACAUUUUUAUUUUAUUUUUUAGCUUUUUGACAUAAAUUGAAUAAUAUCACAUUAUAUGUCUCUGCUGAUAAAACACAGAAAUAUGUACAGUAUAUUUCUGUGUCAAGAUCACCACAUAUGGCCAAAAGUUGAGAAUGAUACAAAUAUUAAUUUUCACAAAGUUUGCCGCUUCAGUGUCUUUAGAUAUUUUUGUCAAAUGUUACUAUGGAAUACUGAAGUAUAAUUACAAGCAUUUCAAAAGUGUCAAAUGCUUUUAUUGACAAUUACAUGAAGUUGAUGCAAAGAGUCAAUAUUUUUAGUGUUGACACAUUUUUUUCAAGACCUCUGCAAUCCGCCCUGGCAUGCUGUCAAUUAACUUCUGGGCCACAUCCUGGCUGAUGGCAGCCCAUUCUUGCAUAAUCAAUGCUUGGAGUUUGUCAGAAUUUGUGGGUUUUUGUUUGUCCAGCCGCAUCUUGAGGAUUGACCACAAGUUUUCAAUGAGAUUAUGGUCUGGGGAGUUUCCUGGCCACGAACCCAAAAUAUCGAUAUUUUGUUCCCCGAGCAACUUAGUUAUCACUUUUGCCUUAUGGCAAGGUGCUCCAUCAUGCUGGAAAAGGCAUUGUUCGUCACCAAACUGUUCCUGGAUGGUUGGGAGAAGUUGCUCUCGGAGGAUGUGUUGGUCCCAUUCUUUAUUCAUGGCUGUGUUCUUAGCCAAAAUUGUGAGUGAACACACUCCCUUGGCUGAGAAGCAACCCCACACAUGAAUGGUCUCAGGAUGCUUUACUGUUGGCAUUACACAGGACUGAUGGUAGCGCUCACCUUGUCUUCUCCGGACAAGCUUUUUUCCUGAUGCCCCAAACAAUCGGAAAGGGGAUUCAUCAGAGAAAAUGACUUUACCCCAGUCCUCAGCAGUCCAAUCCCUGUACAUUUUGCAGAAUAUCAGUCUGUCCCUGAUGUUUUUCCUGGAGAGAAGUGGCUUUGCUGCCCUUCUUGAGACCAGGCAAUCCUCAAAGUCUUCGCCUCACUGUGCAUGCAGAUGCACUCACACCUGCCUGUUGCAAUUCCUGAGCAAGCUCUGUACUGGUGGUGCCCCGAUCCCGCAGCUGAAGAAACUUUAGGAGACGGUCCUGGCGCUUGUUGGACUUUCUUGGGCGCCCUGAAGUUUUCUUCACAACACUUGAACCGCUCUCCUUGAAGUUCUUGAUGAUCUGAUAAACGGUUGAUUUAGGUGCAAUCUUACUGGCAGCAAUAUCCUUGCCUGUGAAGCCCUUAUGUGCAAAGCAAUGAUGCGGCACCUGUUUCCUUGCAGGUAACCAUGAUUGACAGAGGAAGGACAAUGAUUCCAAGCACCACCCUCCUUUUGAAGCUUCCAGUCUAUUAUUCGAACUCAAUCAGCAUGACCGAGUGAUCUCCAGCCUUAUCCUUGUCAACACUCACACCUAUGUUAACGAGAGAAUCACUGACAUGAUGUCAGCUGGUGGCAGGGCUGAAAUGCAGUGGAAAUGUUUUUGGGGAGGAUUCAGUUCAUUUGCAUGGCAAAGCGGGACUUUGCAAUUGAUUGCAAUUCAUCUGAUCACUCUUCAUAACAUUCUGGAGUAUAUGCAAAUUGCCAUCAUACAAACUGAGGCAGCAGACUUUGUGAAAAUUUAUAUUUGUGUCAUUCUCAACUUUUGGCCACAACUGUACACUAGUUGUUUGCUCUUAUAACCUUUUUUUUUUUUUUUUUUAAUUCUUUUGAUUAAAUGUGUAGAUGUUCUGCACAUUGUGGUUGCUAAGAUUUGCUUGACGACGGUCUUCAUACCUUCCUACUUCUUUUUUUAUGUUACCUUUUGGAUAUGAAUAGAACAUGAAAACAAUAUUAUCUUUGUCAAGUCCUCAAAUUAUCUAUCCUCUUUAGAUACUCCGGUAUCACCAUUGUCCCCCCCAACAGUGUUUGCUGCCAUUGACACUCAUUUUAGGGUUUCAUCUUGUGUUAUUACUGCAGGCGUUGAAACUUAUUUUACCCAUAUGGAUUCCACAGUUGCUGUCAAUCUCAAAUAGACUACAAUAAUCAGUCUUCAAGGAAUUUUUGUAUGUCAUUCUUAAAGGGAAAUUUCAAAAUGUUCAACUUCAUAUUCAUCUCCAGGGUUGGGGAGUAAUAGAAUACAUGUAAGGGAUUACAAAAAAAGAACAUGUCAACUGUAAUCCAUUACCAGGAAAAAUAUUCUAAUCAGAUUAGAUACUUUUUGAAGAACUAGAUUACCUCGAGGAUUACUUUUUAUAUUCAGAAAGUAUGUUUGUAAAAAAUUUUUGGGGGGGACACUUCUGUUGUCUCAAUGACAACAUUGUCAAUGACAACAUUGUUCCACCUGAGCGAGUCUGACCACAAGUCAGAGACCACUAUGAUGACACCAAAUGUGUUUGAUGGAUCACGGGAAAAGAGCAGGAAUAUACUUUUUUUUUUAGGCUACAGUUCAAGCUAUGUCUUCCAAUGGUGCGACUGCUGUCGGCAUCCAAAGAUUAUCCAAUUUGAGUAAACGAUGAAAAAUGCUCACAUGCGUAGUGCGGAUUACAGCCUAUGGAAUAAAAGUGCGUAUUUUAUUGCGCCAUCUAAUUCAUGCUGAUAAAAGAUCCAUAGGCCUAAUGGACACAUGCUCAAACUCGCACACUUUUGAUAGACUUAAAGGGCCAAUCUGUAGUUGCUACAUCAGUUAUUUUACUUAUACAUUUUAUAUAUAUAUAUCCAUUGAUUCUUGAAGAACAUAACUUAUAAAUGCCUCGUGAGCUUAGUUCAACUGUCACACUCCAUGAGAACCCAAAAUAUAAGCUUGUCUUGAAUGUUUGUAAACAUUCUAAAUGUAAACAUACUGUGUAUCCUCAUAACAUGGUUAAAACAAGUUUGAUAUCAUGGAUGGUCAGUCCUUGCAUCCAUAGCUUUGUCUAUUAAUCUGAGACUGGUUACAUUUCUCAAGGCCCAUCCCUCAGCUUUUUACCAAAACAGAGACAGGGUGACCAUUUUGUUAUUGUUUCAUAUGGAUUUGCCCUUUAAACAGCUGCAUAUUGUCAAGAUAUCAUAAUGUCACCAACUAAAAGGUAAACAAUAGGCCUAUAGCAAAUGCAGCAUAUGGCAUUCAUUUUUCACAUGUAAAUAGCACUUUUCAGUAGUGCUCAAAACAUGCCAUUCCAUGAGCGCAGCAUUUAUUUUUCAACUCGAAUCAAUGAGUCCAAUCAGUCCUCCAUGACAACAAAAUCAUAAACAAGAGAGUAGGGCUGGCUAAUAAGUCCUAUUCUUGAAGCUCAAGGGGUGUAACAUUUAUUGGAAUGACUGGAAUUCUGAUAGACUUUGUUUUUUAAUGUAAUGAUAUAAUUUAAUCGUAUUAUUAUAUGUAGUAGAAAGCAAUGGGUUAGAAGAAGCCUACAUAACCAACCCAUAAAGUAAAAUGUAACAUCCAUAUAUGGCCAGCUAUGUAAACUUUAACAAUGAUUUAUCCUGCAAUAGAUCUCAUCUUCUAAUGACUCUUAAGGGGAAAGUAAUCUAAAAGUAACUGAAUGUAAUCAGAUUAGGUAAUCCAAAGUUACGUUACUGACGAUUUGGACAGGUAACUGUAACGGAUUACAUUUAGAAAGUAACAUAAUCAUCUCCAGACCCACCACAACAUCAACAUAAGUGAAAAUUAUGUUUUUCUAUGAUCUGUAGUAACAAAGACUAGAUGUGAUUCCAAUGACAGCAUCGGUGUCCAUUGUGUGAUUUUUAAAUAAUUUUGAUUAUCUACUAAUUUCUUUAACCAGGCAAGUCAGUUAAGAACAAAUUCUUAUUUACAAAGACAGCCUAGGAACAGCAGGUUAACUGCCUUGUUCAGGAGCAGAACGACAGAUUUUUACCUUGUCAGCUCGGGGAUUUGAUCCAACAACCUUUCGGGUACUGGCCCAACACUCCAACCACUAGGCUACCUGCCACCGCUAAUUGGUUUAUUAUGUUAUUGGAAACACUUAUUUUCCUUUUCUUUUUUUUUUACUACAAACAUAGACAAGUGCCAUUUUCACAUAUGUUGGGGUGGUGCUGAAGAUGAUGAAUAUGAAGUUGAACAUUUUAAAUUUAACUUUAAAACACAUUUCAUCCUAGCAAAACGAGGUCACAACCAUAGAAAUAUUACUAAGGUGGUCGGAGCCCAGUUGAUGUUGGUUCAGUGCAAGGCCCUGACCACAUGUGGAACACGCUAUUCUGGUCGUUUUCAGCUUUUGAGUGUGAACCUGGGGCUUUCUGCUGUGUGGUGAUGUGUGUUUGCAUCUGUGGCUUGGUCACAUGGGUGUUCACAACCCACAUUCAGAACAUUUGAAGACCGGAAGACAGUGGUUCAUUACUAGUAUAUUAAUUAGAAAACUGAUUGAUUAGAUGUGGCUUAAUUUCUUAAUCUGACAGAAUUGAUGCUUGGCAGUGAAUCCUUGGCAGGGAUGUCCAAUCUGUUUCCUGACUGUCAAGGUAAGUAUAAGAACAGAGGAAGUGGAAAAUCGAGUACACUUUUGGUUGUGUAUUUAGCAUAGCAGUGUGAUGUGGAUAAGGAAGUCCCUAUGUUGUAUAAAGUCAGAUUAAAAUAUGCUAGUGGCAAGGCCUUAACACCCCCAACAGUCAUUGAAAAUCAAGGGAGUUUAUAGAUAUAACACUGAGCCAGGCACAGCUUUAGAGUUGUGCGUGUCACUGGAGAGGGAAAGUGUGUGAGGAGAGUAGGCUAUUCAAACAGGCAAUUCUGCCUAAGGUGGGCAGCCUCCUAUAAUUCCUACUUGUAAUCGGGUCAUUUACAACCGGAAAAGCAUUGGAACGAGUUCUGCCAUCUUUGGGCACAAUGAGCUACAGAAUUUCAAAUCAACCCCUGCUCAUUAUGGUACACUCUGGCCAAGUAUAGGGAAAUACCUUAGUUGAUCUCAAUGCUUUGUGGUGUUUAAGUUGUCUGGUGGUAUGUCUUGCUCCUUGUGGGAAUUAAUUAGUAAUUAGAAUCCAAAACAUUUUAUAGAGAUGAGAAUGUUACUUGCUUUGAUGGAACAAUAACAAAAUAAAUAGUUGUCCUUGCCUGUUUCAUCAAUCAAGUUUUAUCAUUGAUUUGCUUGUCUUAUUGAGAGAGAUAUCAAAUCUUUAGAAAUGGAAUCAAUGUGGUUCAAAUGUGAUGUGCUCUAUGCCUGGAUAAUUUACAUUACAACGUACACAAAUGUCAUUGUGUGCAUUAGGUUAUUUUAUUUCAUGUUUAGAUGUCAUCUCCAUCAGACUGCAAAAUGAGGAAAAACCCAAUACAUUUGUAACUAGGAUUUAUUCUGAACUUUUUAAAUAGAAACACGUAUUUGUGAUGUUAGCUUCUACAAUAAAGUAUUUUAAUAAAAAAUUCCUGUUCCUCCGAAA
Salvelinus fontinalis (brook trout) is the source of this 7511-nucleotide messenger RNA. Its product is annotated as C-terminal-binding protein 1-like. The record is from RefSeq and is a predicted model, not a curated record. Gene Ontology annotation, molecular function: transcription corepressor activity; NAD binding; oxidoreductase activity, acting on the CH-OH group of donors, NAD or NADP as acceptor. The transcript has 10 exons. Bases 292 to 1641 code for a protein of 449 amino acids. Lineage: Eukaryota; Metazoa; Chordata; Actinopteri; Salmoniformes; Salmonidae.